AUGCAUUUAUCCCUUACUUGUAUUGCACAUCAUUCUGACGAUCUUCUGAACCCGUCUUCUCCUUUUACGCGCCUCCAUCAUCUUCCUACUGGCAUACCUGGUUCCGCUGCUGCUUUGUCACACAAUAAUGCACCCCUCUCAAGCAACAUUCAACACCUGCCUCAUAUGCUGACGCAUAUAGCCGCUUCACGCAGUCUACUAUUGACUGGUCAUUUACUUAUCUGCACUCGUCUCCUGGCUUUUGUUUCGACCGAGCUGCGUCGUUCUGUUGGUGGUGAUGGCGGACUUAUUCAGGUAACUUUGAGUUGCUCUUUUUUUCUUUAUUGCCCUGUACUUACCUGUAUUUCAUAA
Molecule: messenger RNA, 351 nt
Organism: Protopolystoma xenopodis
Lineage: Eukaryota; Metazoa; Platyhelminthes; Monogenea; Polystomatidea; Polystomatidae
Source: the annotation of a GenBank genome assembly